Molecule: messenger RNA, 1379 nt
Organism: Wasmannia auropunctata (little fire ant)
Lineage: Eukaryota; Metazoa; Arthropoda; Insecta; Hymenoptera; Formicidae
Exons: 4
Coding region: 621-1379 (252 amino acids)
Source: RefSeq, a predicted model, not a curated record
AAUCAUUACCACGCCAGACCUCGAGUAGAACAGACGUGUUUCUCCGUUUACCCUGAGCUCAGUCGAGAGAUCUCGUGUCGCUCCGUAAUUCUCGUCUUCUCGCUGCUUAUUUUCUUUUUCGGUCGCUGCCUGUUUUACGCGCGCCGCUCAUCAGAGAUACACGCGUGUGAUAUAUCGCGCCAAAGAGGACAAGUUCGCGUGGCGGGUGUUGUUUGUUGCUUGUGGAACUAUCGAGCUGAUCUCUGGUCCGCGGAGGAGCUCCGAGGGUGACCCGAUGUUACGGUCGACUCUCCCCCCGUAUGUGUUACGAGUGAGGUGAACCAUCAAUUGGUGCGAUCGCCAGCUGGACAACUGCGAGAGCGAUCACGCGUUUGUGCUCCAGAAUUUUUUGUCUCUCCAUCUCUCGAGGAGUCAACGGCGAAUCCGACGUGCUCCAUACAGUGCAUUCGAGCAGCCCGGUCAACAACAACCGUGACAAGGGACAAUUUCUUAUCUUCGUGAUUCUCAGCAGUGCGAGUCGAUCCCGGACAAGGUGGGUGCGGUGACGAGCACGUAGGCUCCAAUUGGACUCUCGAGCUACAAAUUGCCUCGAUCGAAGAGUAAAACGAGAGAGGAGCAUCAUGGCGAUACCGUUUUUACCGCCCACCAGCGACGAGGGCACGACGACGACGGAUGAGCAACUGAUAAUGCACCUGUAUAUGACCCUGCAGAAUGCCCUCCGAAGCAGGAACGCCCAUCAUCCGUCGCGAAAUCAUCGGGCGCCGCGUCAAUCCGGCGGUUCCGGGUCUCACCAGCAACCUCUGGUGAUCUGGCUGCAGCCCGGCAAUGUCGAGGACCUGUCGAGCUUGCCGCUGCCAGACCUGGUGCAAUCGGCCAUGGAUCAGCUGCCACCGCCGUCGCCCCAGGUGACAGUCUCUGUCCCCAGCAGCCCGAUGAGAGAUGCGACCUUCCAGUUCCCCGAGUGCAACAACGUCAGCAGCAACGGUGCACCGCUGCCGAGCCCAAGGCCACGGCCGCGAAGACGCUUCGCCUCGGAGAGCUCCGUCGGGGAGAUGGGCCCGGUCGAGAUGAGCAACUGCAACGGUACCACCUGCCGCUGCCACCUCGGCGUGAUUCUCAACGAGAGGCAGUCGUGGACGAGCGUGGGUGCCAAUCUCAGGAACAUCGCCGGUGAUUUCCACGCGUGCAGGACCAAGGACGCCGAGAUCGAGAAAUCGACGCUACCGAUGAUCGGUCCAGGUUUGUCCAAUGGCCGCAACAGCAACUCGUCGUCCACCGACAGCCUGCUGUCGCUGUUGAUUCCGACGCCGUUGCGAGAGACUCUUUGGGCAACGGUGGCUCUAUACCUCGGCUGGAGACUCGUCUCCCGCCUGCGAUAG